GAAGCUUGUUUCAGCUCUAGCCACGGUGCCGCCUUCUUCCCGCCCCUCCCGUCCCCUUGACUCCCUUCACCUAGGAGCUGCCAAACACCUGGAUCGACCUGGGCACCACAAGGGGUUGAAUUUCUACCAUUCUCGGGCCUUUUUACAUUUUUUCCCGACCUCCUUCUCACAUCCGUAAAACUCACUGAUUGUUUUGCUACACGUUUUAUGAGAACAAGCUAUUUUCUAGGAAGAUGGUGGCAGAAAAAGAGACCCUGAGCUUAAACAAAUGCCCAGACAAGAUGCCGAAGAGGACCAAGCUGCUGGCGCAACAGCCGCUCCCGGUGCACCAGCCUCACUCCCUGGUUUCUGAGGGCUUCACAGUCAAAGCCAUGAUGAAAAACUCAGUCGUGAGAGGCCCUCCAACUGCAGGAGCUUUUAAAGAAAGACCAACCAAGCCUACAGCAUUUCGAAAAUUUUAUGAGCGAGGAGACUUCCCAGUUGCCCUUGAACAUGAUUCGAAAGGGAACAAAAUAGCGUGGAAGGUAGAAAUUGAGAAGCUGGAUUACCAUCAUUAUCUGCCUCUGUUUUUUGAUGGGCUCUGUGAAAUGACAUUUCCCUACGAGUUUUUUGCUCGGCAAGGAAUCCACGACAUGCUGGAACACGGGGGGAACAAGAUUCUUUCUGUCAUUCCACAGCUCAUUAUCCCGAUGAAAAAUGCCUUGAACCUCCGAAACCGACAGGUCAUCUGCGUCACUCUCAAAGUCCUACAGCAUCUGGCUGUGUCAGCUGAGAUGGUGGGGGAAGCUUUGGUGCCCUAUUACCGACAAAUCCUCCCCAUCCUGAACAUGUUUAAGAAUAUGAAUGUCAACUCCGGAGACGGCAUCGACUACAGCCAGCAGAAGAGGGAGAACGUCGGUGACCUGAUCCAGGAGACACUGGCGGUCUUGGAGCGCUACGGGGGAGAGGACGCCUUCAUCAACAUCAAGUACAUGGUCCCCACCUACGAGUCGUGCUUGCUGAACUAGCGGCGGUAGCGGCUGGGGCUCAGGGGAGGCUUCUCCGUCUUCGGCUCGGCCGUCUGCGCUGCCGUUAGCAUCUCAUUGUCUGUGACUUCUACCGCUUACUUUUCUGCAGCUGCUAAAAUGGUGGCUCCUGGGCCAUUGGACUGUUAGCCCUAUUGAGAGCGAGGCUUUCCAAUACAUAAAUAGUGCCUGUUGCUUAGAUCACAAUAGUGUGCUGUGCUUAUUUGCUCUCAGAGAAGAAUCGCCUCUUUAUACGGCUCGGAAAGAAGCAGGAGUCUGAGUUCAACCUUCAGUUGUAUACACAAUAAAACUAUAAUUUUCAUACGCAAUUCA
Camelus dromedarius (Arabian camel) is the source of this 1337-nucleotide messenger RNA. RefSeq names its product parkin coregulated (gene PACRG). The record is from RefSeq and is a predicted model, not a curated record. NCBI's taxonomy places the organism in Eukaryota, Metazoa, Chordata, Mammalia, Artiodactyla, Camelidae. Gene Ontology annotation, molecular function: Hsp70 protein binding; Hsp90 protein binding. The transcript is spliced from 5 exons. Gene Ontology annotation, cellular component: neuron projection; cytosol; vesicle. The coding region runs from base 234 to 1007 and encodes 257 amino acids.